AUGAAGAAGCUGGGCAUUGACAAGGCAACCGCGCUGCAGCUUCUGAAGGAUGCCGACUUGGACGCCGAUGAGAAGUUGAGUCCCGAGGAGUACCAGGGCCUCGAAGGCACCGCCAAGAAGCUGAAAGGGCAGCAGCGGUUGUUCCAGGACAACGACGCCAAGGUCCAACAGAGGUUCAGCAAGGCGGACACGGACGACAGCGGCUUCAUCGAUAGCAAAACGGAGUUCAACAACUUGAUCCAGAGGGGCAUGAAGAAGUUGGGCAUUGACAAGGCAACCGCGCUGCAGCUUCUGAAGGAUGCCGACUUGGACGCCGAUGAGAAGCUUAGUCCCGAGGAGUACCAGGGCCUCGAAGGUACCACCAAGAAGCUGAAAGGGCAGCAGCGGUUGCUCCAGGACGACGACGCGAAGGCCCAACAGAGGUUCAGCAAAGCGGACAUGGACGACAGCGGCUCCAUCGAUAACAAAGUGGAGUUCAAGUAA
Molecule: messenger RNA, 483 nt
Organism: Prorocentrum cordatum
Lineage: Eukaryota; Dinophyceae; Prorocentrales; Prorocentraceae
Source: the annotation of a GenBank genome assembly